Messenger RNA from Penaeus monodon (black tiger shrimp), 983 nucleotides. RefSeq lists its product as uncharacterized. The transcript has 5 exons. Lineage: Eukaryota; Metazoa; Arthropoda; Malacostraca; Decapoda; Penaeidae. The record is from RefSeq and is a predicted model, not a curated record. Bases 1 to 933 code for a protein of 310 amino acids.
AUGUCAACAGUGAUCUCAACUGUCGAGACGCUGCAGGACCUGGCGCACCGGAGGUAUGCCCGGCUGAGCCACGUGACCUCCAGGCCUCGUGCUGGCGCCAGGGGCAUUAGCGUGUUCCAGCGCAUCCCCGCCAACCGCACCUGCAGCGCCGCCGGCAUCCCCGACCACUUCUGCACCUGCCAGGACACGAAGGAGGCGGACCCCGGCGACCCCGCGCUCGAGCUGGCCGCGUCCUUCCUGCGGGGGACGCUCAACCAGGACCUCAGCGCCUUCCCCGCCUGCGUCAGGUUCUCGGAGAUCCGGGUCAUAACAGGUCGCGUGUCCAGAUCCAACAAACAGUUGUCGCCCCAAGACACAACCAGUGACGUAAGAAGCUAUCUCCUGCAAGCUACGCUCCAUCCUGGCAAUGUUGCUGUUGAGGCUACGCUUCGCUAUAACCCGCAGCCAGAGUUAUUCCAGGUGACCGGUGAGGUAUCAAGGAUCAACCAGUAUGGAAACCAGAGCCACUGCAUCAAACACUCCGUCCUCAGGAAGUUCUGCUUCUGCAAGGACCAGCUCGAGACCGACCACCCCACAGACCACAAGACCUCUGAUACAGAUCUCAAGGACCAACAAGGGCUUAAGAAAACCACCGUCGACCACCCCACACACAAGACACAUGGCACUGAAGAAAGCCGCGCCAACGAGUCUUACGCCACUGCUCGUCAGGUGGACAAGGCUGGGGACGACCGCCACACGACCAAGCCUUUCGAUAACGACCAUCAGUACGACCACAAGCAACAAGAGGGACUUCAGACGCCCGAAGGAAGCUCGGAGAAUAAGAAUUCUGGGAUGAAGAAUGAGACUACGAGACGACAAGGAGAGAAGGCGGCGACGAAGGAGGUGGAAGGGACGGAGGACAAGAAGGAAAAGAGUGAUAAGGGGAAAAGAUGAAUUGUGGAAUAGAAGAGGAGGAAUCGUGGAGAGAACGAGGAAGGUAUAGA